Molecule: messenger RNA, 5603 nt
Organism: Piliocolobus tephrosceles (Ugandan red Colobus)
Lineage: Eukaryota; Metazoa; Chordata; Mammalia; Primates; Cercopithecidae
Gene: AP3B1
Product: adaptor related protein complex 3 subunit beta 1
Exons: 23
Coding region: 144-2780 (878 amino acids)
Biological process (GO): vesicle-mediated transport; intracellular protein transport
Cellular component (GO): AP-3 adaptor complex; membrane coat; clathrin adaptor complex
Source: RefSeq, a predicted model, not a curated record
GCUCAGGGAGCCGUGACGAGUCCGGAAGCGCCUGCGCGCGCUCCUCUGUACGAGAACUAGUUUUGUUCCGUGCCCUCUGGACUGGAACCCUUUGGAGAGAACCCCCCAGCAGGACCAACCCCGCACCAGCCAGCACCGCGGCAAUGUCCAGCAACAGUUUUUCUUACAAUGAGCAGUCCGGAGGAGGGGAGGCGACGGAGCUGGGUCAGGAGGCGACCUCAACCAUUUCCCCCUCGGGGGCCUUCGGCCUCUUUAGCAGCGAUUUGAAGAAGAAUGAAGAUCUAAAGCAAAUGUUAGAGAGCAACAAAGAUUCUGCUAAAUUGGAUGCUAUGAAGCGGAUUGUUGGGAUGAUUGCAAAAGGGAAAAAUGCAUCUGAACUGUUUCCUGCUGUUGUGAAGAAUGUGGCCAGUAAAAAUAUUGAGAUCAAGAAGUUGGUGUAUGUUUACCUGGUUCGAUAUGCUGAAGAACAGCAGGAUCUUGCACUCCUAUCCAUAAGCACUUUUCAGCGAGCUCUGAAGGACCCAAACCAACUAAUUCGUGCAAGUGCUUUGAGAGUUCUAUCAAGUAUUAGAGUGCCAAUUAUUGUACCUAUCAUGAUGCUUGCUAUUAAGGAAGCUUCUGCUGACUUAUCACCAUAUGUUAGGAAGAAUGCAGCCCAUGCAAUACAAAAAUUAUACAGCCUUGAUCCAGAGCAGAAGGAAAUGUUAAUUGAAGUAAUUGAAAAACUUCUGAAAGAUAAAAGCACAUUGGUAGCUGGCAGUGUUGUGAUGGCUUUUGAAGAAGUAUGCCCGGACAGAAUAGAUCUGAUUCAUAAGAAUUACCGCAAGCUAUGUAACUUACUAGUGGAUGUUGAAGAGUGGGGGCAGGUUGUCAUAAUCCACAUGCUAACUCGAUAUGCUCGGACACAGUUUGUCAGCCCUUGGAAAGAGGGUGAUGAAUUAGAAGACAAUGAAAAGAAUUUCUACGAAUCUGAUGAUGAUCAGAAGGAAAAGACUGACAAAAGGAAGAAGCCAUAUACUAUGGAUCCAGAUCAUAGACUCUUAAUUAGAAAUACAAAGCCUUUGCUUCAGAGCAGGAAUGCUGCGGUGGUUAUGGCAGUUGCUCAGCUGUAUUGGCACAUAUCACCAAAAUCUGAAGCUGGCAUAAUUUCUAAAUCACUAGUGCGUUUACUUCGUAGCAAUAGGGAGGUGCAGUAUAUUGUCCUACAAAAUAUAGCAACUAUGUCAAUUCAAAGAAAGGGGAUGUUCGAACCUUAUCUGAAGAGUUUCUAUGUUAGGUCAACUGAUCCAACUAUGAUCAAGACACUGAAGCUUGAAAUUUUGACAAACUUGGCAAAUGAAGCCAACAUAUCAACUCUUCUUCGAGAAUUUCAGACCUAUGUGAAAAGCCAGGAUAAACAAUUUGCAGCAGCCACUAUUCAGACUAUAGGCAGAUGUGCAACCAACAUCUUGGAAGUAACUGACACAUGCCUCAAUGGCUUGGUCUGUCUGCUGUCCAACAGGGAUGAAAUAGUUGUUGCUGAAAGUGUGGUUGUUAUAAAGAAAUUACUGCAAAUGCAACCUGUUCAACAUGGUGAAAUUAUUAAACAUAUGGCCAAACUCUUGGACAGUAUCACUGUUCCUGUUGCUAGAGCAAGUAUUCUUUGGCUAAUUGGAGAAAACUGUGAACGAGUUCCUAAAAUUGCCCCUGAUGUUUUGAGGAAGAUGGCUAAAAGCUUCACUAGUGAAGAUGAUCUGGUAAAACUGCAGAUAUUAAAUCUGGGAGCAAAAUUGUAUUUAACCAACUCCAAACAGACAAAAUUGCUUACCCAGUACAUAUUAAAUCUCGGCAAGUAUGAUCAAAACUACGACAUCAGAGACCGUACAAGAUUUAUUAGGCAGCUUAUUGUUCCGAAUGAAAAGAGUGGAGCUUUAAGUAAAUAUGCCAAAAAAAUAUUCCUAGCACAAAAGCCUGCACCACUGCUUGAGUCUCCUUUUAAAGAUAGAGAUCAUUUCCAGCUUGGCACCUUAUCUCAUACUCUCAACAUUAAAGCUACUGGGUACCUGGAAUUAUCUAAUUGGCCAGAGGUGGCGCCCGACCCAUCAGUUCGAAAUGUAGAAGUAAUAGAGUUGGCAAAAGAAUGGACCCCAGCGGGAAAAGCAAAGCAAGAUAAUUCUGCUAAGAAGUUUUAUUCUGAAUCUGAGGAAGAGGAGGACUCUUCUGAUAGUAGCAGUGAUAGUGAGAGUGAAUCUGGAAGUGAAAGUGGAGAGCAAGGCGACAGUGGGGAGGAAGGAGACAGCAAUGAGGACAGCAGUGAGGACUCCUCCAGUGAGCAGGACAGUGAGAGUGGAAGGCAGUCAGGCCUAGAAAACAAAAGAACGGCCAAGAGGAACUCAAAAGCCAAAGGAAAAAGUGAUUCUGAAGAUGGGGAGAAGGAAAAUGAAAAAUCUAAAACUUCAGAUUCUUCAAAUGCCGAAUCUAGUUCAAUAGAAGACAGUUCUUCAGAUUCUGAAUCAGAGUCAGAAUCUGAAAGUGAAUCUGAAUCCAGAAAAGUCACUCAGGAGAAAGAAAAGAAAACAAAACAAGGUAGAACUCCUCUUACCAAAGAUGUUUCACUUCUAGAUUUGAAUGAUUUUAACCCAGUAUCCACUCCAGUUGCACUUCCCACACCAGCUCUUUCUCCAAGUUUGAUGGCUGAUCUUGAAGGUUUAAACUUGUCAACUUCCUCUUCAGUCAUCAGUAAUGGCAUGGCUCCUGAUAGCACAUCCAGCCCUCAAAACAGUACUGAGAAAAGAAGAUGAAUCAACCAGAGUUUAAUCUUCCUCAUUAUGUGUCUGAAUUUGGAAAGAAGUGGACAGAAGACAUCAGAGGAAAAUAAGGAAAACCUCUCAAGAAUUACAACUCCCAUAUAAUGCUGUGAGAUCUCAAUAAAUCUAGGAGCUUUUUUGGAUCCUGAAAUGAAGUUCAUAGAUUAUAGAGUACAUCUAUAAUUUUAAAGUCAACAUGUUGUCCUAGUUGAAUAGAAAAAAUAAAAGUAACAUAUAAUAAACUAAUAUUUUCAAUGAUAUGUAACUGUUUGAGCAUGACUACACUAGAAGUAGUUAAUUGAUGCUGGCACUCAUAUAUAGAACUCAUGAAUGUGAGAACUAUAUGUGCGGAUUUAUAUAGGUGUGUUGUUCGGCAACUCAAAUGCUAUGGGUUGCGGUAUUGCCAUCAGUGACAUAAUUUUCCAAACACUGAACCGUUUUUCUGCACCAAAGUAGUUGCAUUCCUGGAAAACUGAACCUGUUAAAAUCUUGCCAAAGGGAAGAAGAACUUCGUAUUUUAUGUGAAAUGUUCUAGGAUCAAGUAAUUUUAAGCACGUUUUCACCUCACGAAUGUUUAACAAGACAUUUGAAUGUUAAUAGUUUCAUUUUCUCAUAGUAGGAAACAGAGCUUUUGUGAGGGACAUGGUACAGUCUGUAUCGUCAGGAUCUGCCCUAUUCAUUACCACGAACAUCUAGCAUUCCUGGCCACGAACAUCUAGCUCCGUAAAGCUGGCAGCAUCCUUUACUGUCCCUCCCUCCAGUCGUGUCCUAGCUGCAAACGUCAAAGCAUUAUGUAGCGGUGAGAAGCACAGGUUCUUGAUUCAGACUACCUGUGUUCAAAUCAGAGUUCUGCAGUUUACAAAUUAGAGACUUUGGGCAAGUCAGUUCCCCUUCCAGUGCCUCCAUUGUUUUCAUCUGUAAAAUGAUCAUGCUACCUACCUCAUAGGAUUGUUGUUGGUAUUAAAUGAUUAACAAACAUGAAAUGUUUAUAAUAGUAACUGAUACGUACUAAUAACUAAAUAUUUCCUGUUAUCAUUUUCAUUACAUGUAUAUCAUUAGUGUAACUUUAUAAAGGAAAUGAAGUGUGACCCAAGAAAACUGUGUUUUCUUCUUACUAUUAAGGCUGUACAUAGAUAUGCUGAAACAUGAAAAUUACUAUGGAUUCUACUUUAAAGAAAGAAGAGUGGAGAUACUGCUGAUUGUUGAAACCAAGGAAAGGGUGAUUCAAAGUAAUAGAAUCAGUAGCUGUAAAAAUUGUGGUCGUAUGAUUGAGUAUAAAUGAUAAAAAUAAGAAAUGAAAACUAGAAGGUGAGGAAUGAUGACAGGAUGCAUGGUAAUUAUUUUUUCAAUGUAGGAAAACACUCAAUAAUAUGCAAAAUUGAAACCACUUUUGUUUUUGUUUUUAAUGAAAUACAGACCUCUUAAUGAUUUGUAUAUACUCAAAGAACAUUUAUCUGAUGUUUUGGAGGGUUUUUUAUUUUUUGGUUUUAAUUCCGUAUCUUUUUCUUCAAAGUAAGAUUAUAGUCCCAUUCUAAGGGAUAAUUUGUCUGUUUCUCUGUAUAUCUGUCAGUGGGGACAGAAGUGUCAUGUUCACCAUGGUUAACAGUUGCUUUAGAUGGAAUGGUUUCGGAAUGACUUGUUGAUUGUUUUGGUACUUUUCUGUAAUGUUUAGAUGUUUUAUAAUUUAUAAUAAAUGAUAACUUUUUAAAACAAAUUAUUACUAUAAAAAUGAACAAAAGGACAAAAACCAGAGAAAUUAAUUUAUGAUAUAACGAAUCAGAAUAGUGCUUACUCCUAGGAGAAUUAGUGCUUAUAAGGAAAAACAAGAUAAUGUUUUGUCUUUUGAUCUGUCUUUUGGAGCUGUUACAUGGGUGUAUUCAGUUUAUGAAAAAAAGCAUUGAGCUUUGCACUUAAGAUAUGUGUACUUUAUGUAUAUUGUACUUCAAUAAAACAUUUUUAAAAGUGGACAAAUGAUAUAAACACAUUAUUCAUAGAGGGGGAAAUAUAGAUGAUAAUAUGUGAAAAAGGUUCAGUGGUAGUAAUGAAUAAAUGUAGAUUUAAAGAACCAUCUUGCCUGUAACAUUAGCAAAAAUCACAAAAACCAACAUCUGUUGUUGCUGAGGUAUGCAAUGAAGCAGGCAUUAUACACUGCUCCACUGGUAAAAGUAUAAAUUAUUACAUCAUUCUGGAUGGCAGUUGGGCCAUCUGUAUAAAAAGCCAUCAAAAUAUGUAUACCUUUUGACCAGGUAAUCUCAUGUCUAGAUUCUUCUUCUAAGGAAGUAAUUAGAAUUACGAAGAUUUAUGUGCAUGGUUGUUUAAACCUAAAUGUCUAGUGAUAGUAGUGAUGGUUACAAAAAGUAUACAAAAACAAUUUAAGGAAUUUUGUACAAUUAUUAAGAUUUUAUUACAUAUUUUAAUAAGAUAAAAUAUGGUAUAAGGUAAGGUGGAAAAAGGGAUACAAAAUGUUAUGUACAUUAUCUCAAUUUUGUAAAAUUGUACAGUUGUACUGUUUUCAAAUACAGGGAAAUUGAAAGAGUAGAAGAAACUGCAUCAUAAUUUUAAGAGCUUUUAUGAAUGAUGAGAUUAUGGAUGUUUUAUAUUUAAUUUUCUUUUACAUAUUUUUAAAUGUCUUCCAUUUUCUCUUAAUCAAGAUGUAACACAUCUAUUACCCGAAAAGCAAUACUUUUAAAAUAGAAAUGGAAAGCACAUAUAUGAAUGAUGAGGAUUCCUUUUUAUUUGUUUAGGUCCUUUUCCUUUUCCUCUUCCUUCUCUCUUUCUUUUUCUUUUCUCUUCUUUUCUUUGGGUCUGGCUCUGUCG